Messenger RNA from Peniophora sp. CBMAI 1063, 228 nucleotides. The record is from the annotation of a GenBank genome assembly. NCBI's taxonomy places the organism in Eukaryota, Fungi, Basidiomycota, Agaricomycetes, Russulales, Peniophoraceae.
AUGACGCUGAGUCUCGAGUCGAAUCCGAGCUACAUCGACUCCAACGCCCGCGCGCGAGAUCAGGACGGUGGAGAAGGAGAUAUCGUGGGCGAGGCAAAGAAUGACUCAGAGAAGGAUACCAUGGAGGAAGUACCUCGAAGUACCGCCGAGGAGACGCACGACGAGCGCCCGACGCAGCCUUCCGCGUCUUUCCAGGCUGGCUUCGGCCUUACUUCGACCCUGGUGUAG